Blepharisma stoltei is the source of this 1674-nucleotide messenger RNA. The record is from the annotation of a GenBank genome assembly. Lineage: Eukaryota; Ciliophora; Heterotrichea; Heterotrichida; Blepharismidae.
AUGAUUAUUUGACUUGUUCUUUUGUCUUUAAUCUUUCUUGACUUAUUUUACACCUUACUCCCACCUCCAUGAUUAACAAAACAAUUUAUAUAUAAAUUUUAUAGAAAUUUUUGUUUUCGAAAUUUUAAAAAAUCUUAAUUUGCAAAAAUUGGAAGCAAAUAUUUAAUUUAAUUUUAAAUGUAUGUUUUAAAACGCAAUUUGUUUAAAAUUAAACAGAAUUAGCUCGAGAUUUCAUUAUGCUAAUUAUCACUUAUAUAUCAUUUUUUUUCUACUAAAAAAAUUUUGUUCACUCACGGAGGGCAGGUUUUUAGCAAAAAAUAGGGAUUUCUCUAAUGGUUUUGUUCACUCACGGAGUGGGGAGUUAAGAUACUUAAAGCCAUACAAAAACCAAGAGAAUAUUGCCUAUGCCUGAUUUUUAUUAUUUUUUUUAAACUAUAUUCCUUUGGUACUUUUUGAAGCUUAUCAAACUGAAAUAUCUCUUUAUUUGAAAUCUUUAGGGUUCGAAUUCGUUGAUAAUGCAAACACUGUAAGCUUUUUACGAUCACUAUGAAGCUGAUUUAUCAAUUUUCUUCAGUGAUCAAGCUUAUUUUAUAGGUAUAGCUUUUGGACAUCAGGCUUUAUAUCUCUAGCGAUAAUAUAUGACUGUUCUCACGAUUUAUGGGCAUACUUUUCUUGCUUGAUAGGUAUGACUAAUCCUUUUUUCUUUUUGCUUUCCAAUGUUUCAGUGUCAAAUAAUGAUGAAUAUUUUAUAUUAUAUGGAAUUAAUAUUGGAAUAUUUAUUUUAACGUUUUUGAAACUCAAUUAUAGUAGCAUAAGAACAAAAGGGACAUCUCGAAUUAUGGAUAAAUAUCUUUAUCUUAUUAUAGUAACUACAAUGUUUGCUCUCAAAAGAAUUUUCUUUUAUGACAUUGAUAUUUUUGAUAUUUCUUAUUAUUUAUUUGUUUUUUAUUUUUCUUUUGGACUUUUGUAUUUACUUAUGGCUUAUUACUCUAUUUCAUAUGGAACUACGCUAUUUUAUUUUUCAAUUCUUUGAGCAAGACUUCAAGAAAAUCGCCAGAGGCAUUUUAAUAUUGGAGAAAAUGCAUGAAAAAUAUUUAUUAUCACGAUCAUUAGCAAGCAAGGCUUUUUGCUCACCAAGACAUGAUUUUUUAUAUUUUAGAAAUAAAAUAGUAAUAAUUUGCGUAGUUCACUCCUUAAUUUACAAAUCAAUAUUAUGACUUUAAAAAGGUCAGGCCUUCAUUAACUAUUAUUAAUUAUAUAUCAAGCCAAUGAAUAUAAAAAAUAUAAGUAUAAAAAAGAUAUUGUUUGCUAGAUAAGCUAAAAACUUCAGCUAAAAUUUUUCAUGCUGCCUUUUUAUCGUCAAAAAUGACGAAGGUUUUUUUCCCUUUUGUUCUCUAUAUCUUGCUCAGUCACAGAGGGAAAGUUAGCGCAUAUGCUUUAAUUGCAUUUUUUACAUAUUCUAUGUUUCUUACUUAUAAGCUAGUUGAAAACCUAUGAGGAGAGUUUUGAUCGUUGAAAGAAAUAAUGUUUAUUAUUGCAGCUGGAGGCAUAGGAUAUGUCCUGGUUUACCCAAAAGAUGAAAAUAAUGAUAAUCUUACUCAAGGUCUGUCAAAUUCAAUCUCAAUAUAUUGCCAAAUUUGCGUAUUGAGAGGAAUUUUUAGUUUGGUUAAUUAG